AUGGCAGACAAACGCGAAGCUCCGGAGUCGCAUGCCACCGAGCAGACACAACAAGGGUCCGUGGAACUCGUCAAUGCUUCGGGUCACGCCCAGGAACUGUCCCGAAACUUCAGUCUGGUAUCUCUGGCGGGCGUCGGGCUUGUUGUUGGCAAUGUCUGGCCGGCUAUAGGAGGCUCUAUCCUGGUUGCCAUCUUCAACGGUGGCCCGCCGGGCGUGCUCUACGAGUUCAUCACCGUGUCCGUGUUCUACUGGAUCGUUGCGGCCUCGGUGGCGGAACUGGCAUCUGCAAUCCCCUCGUCCGCAGGUGUCUACCACUGGGCAACUAUCACGCCAGGCAAACGAUGGGGUCGAAUGGUGGGGUUCUUUGCUGGGUACUGGAACUGUUUUGCCUGGAUUCUCGGGGCCGCGUCCAUGACCUUUAUAUUCUCUAACACCGUGGUGCAAAUGUACGCUUUGAAGCAUGCGGAUUUCGUCUCGAAGCCAUGGCACGUCUUCGUCACAUACAUUAUUGUGACGUGGGUGGCCUGUGCAAUCGUCUGCUUCUGCAAUUCGGCCAUGCCGCGUCUCAACGAGAUUGGCAUCUUCUUCAUCCUUGCCGGCUUCUUGAUAACGCUCGUUGUGGUGACAGUGAUGCCUGGAAUGGACGGGCGACCAGGACAUGCAUCGUCAUCAUUUGUCUGGACCGAAUGGACAGCCGACAUUGGAUAUCCCGACGGAUUCGUCUUUGUGGCCGGCAUGCUGAACGGCGCCUUUUCCGUCGGCACUCCAGACACCACCAGUCAUCUUGCCGAAGAGAUCCCCUACCCGCAGCGAAACGUGCCCAUUGCCAUUCUAUGCCAGAUGAGCAUCGGCUUCAUCACGGGCUUGGCCUAUCUUGUCGCCAUCCUCUAUGCGAUCAACGACUACGACGCCCUCUUCACGUCGCCGUACCCGAUCGCCGAGAUCUACCGCCAAGCGACGGGAUCUGCCAACGGUGCGAUCGGUCUGCUCACGCUCGUUCUCAUCUGUAUCGGCAUCUGUGUCUGCGGACUGUACAUCACGUCGGGCCGCACUUUAUGGGCUCUGGCACGAGACGGAGCUACACCUUUUCCCAAAGUGCUCGGCCAAGUCUCGCAUAAGCUAGAGAUGCCAUUCAAUGCGACCGUGACGGUGGCAGUCUUGGUCACGGUUCUGGGUGCUAUCUACGUCGGAUCCACGACCGCAUUCAACGCCUUUGUCGGGUCGUUUGUCCUCAUGUCCAGUUCGUCAUAUGUUGCGGCUAUCCUCCCGCAUCUUCUGACGCGGAGACGUAACAUCGAGGUCUAUGGUCCAUUCAGGCUCAAGGGCGCUCUGGGAUUCGUGUUCAACGCCAUCUCCUGCGCGUACCUGAUGGUCUGGUUUGUCAUCUACUGCUUCCCCUUUGCCCUGCCGACCAAUGCCCAGAGCAUGAAUUAUGCUUGUCUGAUCUGGGGUGGUUGCACUGUUUUUGUCGCCCUGUGGUGGCUGUUUGUUGCGCGACAUGGCUACGAGGGUCCGCCGGCCGUGAUGGGAGGCCAGGUGACUGUGGCGGAUACAUUAAAGCCCGUGCACGGGGCGUCUCGAAAAGGCAGUAUGGCGUCUAUGGCAUGGUCACAACGACACCAUGGUCGAAACAGCAGCGUGAAUCGAAACAACAGCACGAUUGAAACGGCAACAUGA
This is a messenger RNA of Exophiala dermatitidis NIH/UT8656, 1677 nucleotides long. RefSeq lists its product as uncharacterized. Gene Ontology annotation, molecular function: transmembrane transporter activity. The transcript has a single exon. The record is from RefSeq and is a predicted model, not a curated record. NCBI's taxonomy places the organism in Eukaryota, Fungi, Ascomycota, Eurotiomycetes, Chaetothyriales, Herpotrichiellaceae. The coding region runs from base 1 to 1677 and encodes 558 amino acids. Gene Ontology annotation, cellular component: membrane. Gene Ontology annotation, biological process: transmembrane transport; amino acid transport.